ACUUGGAAGUCACUACCAGCUACGGAUAUCCAGUUCAUCAUGCGCUUCGCUCUACUUGCCGUUCUCCUCAUCGGAGUGAUCUUUGCCUUUGUGUCCGCCGGCGGAGGCGGUGGUGGCGGAGGUGGUGGAGGUGGCCAGGGAAGUUGGCUGAAGAAUGGCGGAGGAGGAGGUGGUGGUGGCCAAGGAGGCUGGCAAAAGGGCGGCGGUGGAGGAGGAGGUGGCAAGCAUGGAGGUGGUGGCGGAGGAGGUGGCAAGCAUGGCGGUGGAAACGGCGGUGGUGGCAAGCACGGCGGCGGCGGCGGUGGCGGUGGAGGUGGUGGAAAGCAUGGAGGCGGCGGGUGGUAAAUACCAAAGAUCCCCAAGCGAACCACAGAAAAUACCACCCGAUACAAACUGAUUUUUUUGGCGACGCUGUCCUACUAAAAACAAAACCUGUCUCGCCUCUUUUCUAUACUCAAUUGUUUUAACGAUGUGUUUUCAUUAUUUCCUUGUUUAAUUUAAAAAUAAACCUAUUUUCCUGCAAUA
This is a messenger RNA of Drosophila mauritiana, 525 nucleotides long. Its product is annotated as eggshell protein 1. NCBI's taxonomy places the organism in Eukaryota, Metazoa, Arthropoda, Insecta, Diptera, Drosophilidae. The transcript has a single exon. The record is from RefSeq and is a predicted model, not a curated record. Bases 40 to 345 code for a protein of 101 amino acids.